Falco peregrinus (peregrine falcon) is the source of this 4191-nucleotide messenger RNA. It is a transcript of the gene ECHDC1, whose product is annotated as ethylmalonyl-CoA decarboxylase 1. Gene Ontology annotation, biological process: fatty acid beta-oxidation. The record is from RefSeq and is a predicted model, not a curated record. The transcript has 7 exons. Lineage: Eukaryota; Metazoa; Chordata; Aves; Falconiformes; Falconidae. Gene Ontology annotation, molecular function: enoyl-CoA hydratase activity. Bases 318 to 1241 code for a protein of 307 amino acids. Gene Ontology annotation, cellular component: cytosol.
UAGUCUCACUCCGGGUGCUGCCCCGGCACCCGCUGCCCCGCACGGCCGGCCGGCUGUAGGCCCGGCACCGCGGCCUGCCCCACCCCGGCCCGGCCCGGCGCGGCGCCGGUUCCCGGCGGGGCCGUUUUCCCCGCGGCACCACCCGCCUGCCGUGCCCGAUCGGCGACGGGAAGGGGAGCGGCGGAGCCAGUGUUACAGGGUCAGUUGUGCCAAUCCUCAGCAUUGGGUUACUACUUGCUUUCCAUUCAUUAGUCAGGUGCUGCAGGAACCCAGUGAAGCAUCCAGCAGUCAUGGUCACUGCUCUCUAGUACAGAUGAAUGCCUUCUACAGUGAAUGAAAUGGCCAUUUCUCUGUGGAAGAACUUACUUCAGACUACAAGGGAAAGGAUACUUCAGCGGAGAAGGGUGUCACUGUAUAAUGGUGCUCAUGGCUAUGAGGAAGAAUUGAUAAAGAAGAAACUCCAGCAGUUUGCUGGUGGAUCCAUCAACCUUUCCAAAGAAGACAAUGGCAUUGGAAUACUUACUUUGAACAACCCAAAGCUAAUGAAUGCCUUUACAGGGACUAUGAUGCUAGAACUCCAGGAGAGGGUAACUGAACUGGAAAACUGGAAGGAUGGGAAAGGCCUUAUCAUCUAUGGUGCAGGAAACACCUUCUGCUCAGGAUCUGAUUUGAAUGCCGUCAAAGCAAUAUCUAACUCCCAGGAUGGGAUGAAUAUGUGCAUGUUUAUGCAAAACACCCUAACCAGACUUAUGAGGUUGCCUUUGAUCAGUGUUGCACUAGUACAAGGAAAAGCUAUUGGAGGAGGAGCAGAGCUUACCACAGCAUGUGAUUUCAGGUUGAUGACACCUGGGAGUGAAAUUCGAUUCGUCCACAAGCACAUGGGUCUGGUGCCCGGCUGGGGAGGAGCUGCCCGGCUGGUGCGGAUCGUGGGCAGCGGGGCUGCCCUCCGGCUGCUGAGCGGGGCUGCCCGGGUGGAUCCCGAGGGAGCUUUGCGCCUUGGGCUCUCGGAGGAGACGCUGUCAUCUUCAGACGGAACCGCAGCGUUAGAAGAAGCCCAAGCCUGGCUGAGUCAGUACACAGAGGGUCCAGCCAGCGUGAUUCGGGCUGUGAAAAAGGUGGUGUCAGCGGGAAGAGAGCUACCAGUGGAAGCUGCCCUAAGGACAGAGAAGGACAUUUUUGGAACUGUAUGGGGUGGGCCUGCUAAUUUGCAGGCAUUGCUUAAAAGACCAAAACAUAAAUGAUGGUCAGAUGCGUAAGAAAUGUUCUUGAUGUUUUUGCAGACAAAGCUUUCACUAAGCAGGCAUUAAACGGAAUCAUCUAAGGACCUGCUCAUUUAAAUGGGCAUUAACAUUCUUGCUCAUGUCAGGCAGACAUAUUUGGUGUGUAACCACAGAGAAAUCCCUGGCACAUUCUUUACUUCCUAAUUACCCACUGAAUGGAGAUUAGUGAAAUUACUAUGUAAAGGUAAAUACUGUGCUGAGAAUAGAACAAUAAUUCUUUUGGAAUGAGGCUGAAGAUUAUUUUCUUCGGCGUUAAUUUUGUUUUUCUAACUGGUAAGGAAAUGAAUUGCUUGAAAUAUAUGAGAUUUAUUUGCGAAACAGGUGCAUCUAAAGCUGCAAAAUCCGAGUUCCCCCACAUAAGACCAGUGUCUUUAAGCAGCUUGGAAGGGAUGAUAAAUGGUGAGAUGACUGGUUUUAUUUCUUCAUCUUGUCAGUUCUUUGUGUAAUUGCUGAGUGUAUCCAAUGAUACUUCAAUUUUAAUGGUGAUUUUUACAGGACAAUUUCUACUUUACUGAGAAGCUUGCAGCCCUCGUUCACUGACACUGAUUAAGGUCCUCAAAUGUAUUUAGGUAUCUUCUCACUGCUCAAGGAACCAACAACCUACAUAUGCAUCCACACAUUCCCAUAGCCUGGACCUAUGCUGCUGAGCAUGUGCAAAGCUGCUGACCUGAUUCUUUACAUAGAGUCUUGGAUUACGUGAAAUCUUGGAAGGCUGUGAUGUAUCGUGCCCCAAAAUGGGAUGUCCUUGACCAACUGGGUGCUCUGAGUGCUUCAGCAUUCUGGAAGGAUUUGUGUGUGGAUCUGUCUUACUUCAGAGUAUUUUUACUGGUAGGGCAUAUUUGGGCAAACCAGAAGAUUUGGAACUCGGUCUGCACUUCAUGCUGGUGACUGUGCAAGUAAUUAGACAACUCGGUGGGAAGGGCUUUCCCUUUAGAAAUGAGGAACUGACACUGCAUCCCUGCUUCGGCAGAUUAUUCUUAAAAUGAAAUAUCUGUGAGAGCAAGAACAUGCAGACAUAUCCAUGACUGGGAGUUUCCUAUACUGGUAGUUAGGAUGCACUUGUCUCUACAUGCAGCAAGGGGCUGAGAUCUGAGCCCAGGACCGAAUAACUCUAGGGGAGCAUAUUAAGGAGGAAGCUUUGGGCUAUGUGCCACUGACAUGCAUUCUCACUCUGACCAAGCGUAAGAUAUGUGGAACAAAAUCCCUUAGGAAAAGGAGGCAGUUCUUGGAUGGAAAUACAUGUUAUGGUUUCUACAGUGUGGCAAGAUUCCAGAGUUUUAGACAGUGAGGUAACUGUACACACCUGUGAGGAUCUUGGGACAGAUCAAUGAUGGGAAUUAGACCUGAAUUGCCUGUUAAAAUUCUGCAGCUUUCAAGCAGAUGCUGUGCUCUGCUGGAGAUGUUUUACUAUAUGGCUUUCGCAGCAGGGAGCAUGUAUAGCCUGAAGCAACCAAUAGAAAUGCUGAAGAAAGAGGUGUGUUCUGAGCUGGCACCUCAGGCAGGAAUAGGGGGUUACUCUGCCCUGUUGGUCCUGCGUGUUUGCCUACACAGCUGAAGCUGCUGCUGGAGGAAGAUUUCAAAUCUCUGUUCCCCAAAAAUAUAACUCAAGUUUUUACUUCCAGGUUAGAGAAGAGUCAGGAACAGGAACACGAGGAGAGAGUAGCGCUCCGGUUUGUGCCUCUUUCCUCCUGCCCAGCCCCUUUUUUUCCAGUAGCUCAGUUAGUCCCCUGUGCAGCUGAAUUCUGUCCCAUGCUCUAAAGGACUUCAAAACCCACUACUUCUGAAGUACAGAUGUUUUAAUAUAGCCAGGCAGAAUUUGACCAUUUCCUAAUGAAGUUGUUCUGCUUUUCAUGAAGUUCCCCAAGACUUAUGAGGGAUUCCAGACUGCCAGCAUCACUGAACCUACAAAGCACACUCCAGUCCACAUUCAUCAAACUUUUUGAAACAACAGCACAUCAUGUUGUUGUGAGUCAAAAAAGUUGUGCUUUAAAGGGCAACUGGUUAUGUCUUUGCUAGUAACGAGAAUAAACUUGCCAUUACUAACACUGUGGUUAUGUUUUUAAAAUGGGUGUGAAAAUUGCUUAGAACCUGAGCAAGACCCAUAAAUGAUUUUAUUUAUUUAUUUUUAUUUUUCAGGUGACAGGCUGUAAGACUCAGUGUAUUCUGUGCGCUGGGUGGUAUAUAUUUAAAAGGGAGGAGCUUGUAGCAGGGAAGCAGAAUCUGUUUUACUUGCAUGUUUUGAACUAGACCUGUGCUGCCAGUAAGUGAAACUCUGCAUGUACACAUAUUGGGGACCUCUUUCCAUUUUCACUUGUAGACAAUGAGCUUGCUUCUCCUUUCAGCAAGUGCAUUCCCCAGGCAUCCUCAUCAGUUUGUAUCAAAGGCCAACAUUUGCUUCUAAGAAUAGGACAAAUUAACUCCCACUGAGUAAGGCACUUUUGGAAAAGUUUCAGAAAAGGUUACAGAAACUAAUUUUGUUGGAAUCACAAAUAUACCACACAUAGCUACAGGAGAUUCUGAAGAUAAUUAUAGGUGUUUGUUUUGAUCAAGGAUUUUGUGAGCAGCCUAACACCAUAUUCUCUGGUUUCUUUUCUGUUCAAAAAGUACAGCCCUUUGUAUGAAAACAAGCCUAACUAAAUUACCAUUAGCGCUAGGACAAGAGAUCCAGACUGAGUGAGAUGAAAUGGAAUCCCAUUUUACCAAUUUAAAACCUGAAUGCUUUAUUUCAUAGAAUACUUGCUUAUCAUCUUAAAGCAACAAACACCUGUAACCAGCAGCUGAUAAGCAUUUAUAUUUUCUUUGCAAUUGUUAAAAACUGUAAGCUUUAUCUCAGCUUUUGUGCCCUUUCAGAAAUGACCUAAAAACAAGCAAGCACUAAAUGCACAAAAUAAAUUAGAAACCUCAAAACUGA